CAGGAGGCCCUAGGCGGCAGGGGCCUGGCGCUCGGCUCUAGGGACCCUCGAGCCGCCCUGCGCUCCGAGCCGCCCGGCUGUCGCGAUGGCCUCGGAAGUGGUGUGCGGACUCAUCUUCAGGCUGCUGCUCCCCAUCUGCCUGACAGUAGCAUGUGCGUUCCGGUACAAUGGACUCUCCUUCGUCUACCUCAUCUACCUCUUGCUCAUCCCUCUGUUCUCAGAACCAACAAGAGCGACGAUGCAAGGACACACGGGAUGGCUGUUAAAGUCCCUGUGCUUCACCAGUCUUUCCUUCCUGAUGCUGCAUAUUAUUUUCCACAUCACCUUGGCUAGCCUGGAAGCUCAACACCGUAUUGCACCUGGUUACAACUGCUCAACCUGGGAAAAGACGUUGCGGCAGAUUGGCUUUGAAAGCUUAAAGGGAGCUGAUGCUGGUAACGGGAUCAGAGUGUUUGUACCUGAUAUUGGGAUGUUCAUCGCUAGUCUGGCCAUCUGGCUCAUCUGUAGAAACAUCGUUCAGAAACCAGUGACAGAAGCAGCAGCACAGUAUAACCUGGAGUUUGAAAAUGAAGAAUUGGCUGGAGGAGAAAAAAUAGAUCCAGAAGAGGCACUGAUCUAUGAAGAAGAUUUAGAGGAAGGAGAUGGUGUUGAAGGCGAGACGGAAGAAAGCACGAAAUUAAAAAUCUUCCGCAGGCUCGCCUUUGUGGCUUCCAAGCUUAAGGAGUUUAUUGGCAACAUGAUAACCACCGCUGGAAAAGUAGUUGUGACGAUCUUACUCGGUUCAUCAGGUAUGAUGCUGCCGUCCUUGACCUCCUCCGUCUACUUUUUUGUAUUCUUGGGUCUGUGCACCUGGUGGUCCUGGUGCCGGACGUUCGAUCCAUUGCUGUUCAGCUGUCUCUGUGUUCUCCUGGCUAUUUUCACCGCGGGACACUUGAUUGGACUUUAUUUAUACCAGUUCCAAUUCUUUCAAGAAGCAGUUCCACCCAAUGACUACUAUGCAAGGUUGUUUGGUAUCAAAUCAGUAAUUCAAACAGACUGUUCCAGCACAUGGAAGAUCAUAGCAAACCCAGACCUGUCAUGGUACCACCAUGCCAACCCCAUCCUGCUGCUGGUGAUGUACUACACGCUGGCCACGCUGAUCCGCAUUUGGCUACAGGAACCCCUUGUGCAGGACGAGAGGACCAAGGAAGAGGAGAGAGCCCUGGCCUGUAGCCCCGUCCAGAUAACAGCUGAGAGGAGGCGAAGCCUGUGGUAUGCAAGCCAUUACCCAACCGACGAGAGAAAACUUUUAUCCAUGACCCAAGAUGACUACAAACCAUCUGAUGGCCUGCUGGUGACCGUGAAUGGCAACCCUGUGGAUUACCACACGAUCCACCCCAGCCUUCCCAUGGAGAAUGGGCCCGCCAAAGGAGAGCUGUACUCCACCCCGCAGUACCGGUGGGAGCCCUCGGAUGACUCCAUAGAAAAGAAAGAGGAAGAAGAAGAUGAGAAAGGCGAAUUUGAAGAGGAAAGGAGCCAUGAGGAAAAAACAAGUGUGAAAGUUCACGCCAUGGUCUCUGUGUUCCAGUUUGUUAUGAAACAGAGUUACAUCUGUGCCCUGAUUGCUAUGAUGGCGUGGAGCAUCACCUAUCACAGCUGGUUGACUUUCGUGCUGUUGAUUUGGUCAUGCACUCUUUGGAUGAUUCGCAAUAGAAGAAAAUAUGCUAUGAUCAGCUCUCCUUUCAUGGUUGUCUAUGCAAAUCUGUUGCUGAUAUUACAGUAUAUAUGGAGUUUUGAACUUCCAGAAAUUAAAAAGGUCCCAGGAUUUUUAGAAAAGAAAGAGCCAGGAGAGCUUGCCUCAAAGAUACUUUUCACCAUUACGUUUUGGCUGCUGCUGAGGCAGCACCUCACUGAGCAAAAAGCUCUUCGAGAAAAGGAAGCUCUUUUAUCUGAGGUCAAAAUCGAAACUCAGGAAAUUGAAGAAAAAGAUGCCGAGCAGGACGCACCAGCGGAAGGGGAGGCCGACGCGCAGGAGGAAGAGGAAGGGGCACGGGAAGAGGAAGGGAGGGAGGAGAAGCCGGCCGGCCCGAGAGAGGAGGAGGAAGCGGAGGACGACAGCCAGGACAUCAUGAAAGUGCUGGGCAAUUUGGUGGUGGCCAUGUUCAUCAAGUACUGGAUCUACGUGUGCGGAGGAAUGUUCUUCUUUGUCAGCUUCGAGGGUAAAAUUGUGAUGUACAAAAUCAUCUACAUGGUGCUGUUUCUGUUCUGCGUGGCCUUGUACCAGGUACACUAUGAAUGGUGGCGGAAAAUUCUGAAAUAUUUUUGGAUGUCUGUGGUUAUUUACACUAUGCUGGUGCUUAUCUUUAUAUACACAUAUCAGUUUGAAAACUUCCCAGGCCUGUGGCAAAACAUGACUGGAAUGAAAAAAGACAAGCUAGAGGAUCUCGGCUUAAAACAGUUCACUGUGGCUGAACUAUUCACUCGCAUAUUCAUCCCCACCUCCUUUCUGCUGGUGUGCAUUUUACACCUUCACUAUUUCCAUGACCGGUUCCUGGAACUCACAGACCUCAAUGCCAUCCCCAGCAAGGAAGACAGCCCCAUCUACAGGCUGGCCCACCCCGAAGGAAGCCUGCCGGACCUGGCCCUGCUGAACCCUCCCGCCAGCCUGGAGAAGCCCGAGGGCACGCUGGUGGCCGAGCCUGGGGAGGAGACACCAGAGGGGCUCUCUGAAAAAGUGGAGAAGGGCGAGCUUGGGAAAGACAGCGAGGAUGAGGAAGAUGAAGAUGAAGAUGAAGAGGAGACAUCAGAUUUAAGAAACAAAUGGCAUCUGGUGAUUGACCGCCUCACUGUGCUCUUCCUGAAAUUCCUGGAGUAUUUUCACAAGCUGCAGGUGUUCGUGUGGUGGAUUUUGGAGUUGCACAUCAUCAAAAUCGUGUCAUCGUACAUCAUCUGGGUUUCUGUGAAAGAGGUGUCUGUGUUCAACUAUGUAUUUUUGAUUUCUUGGGCUUUUGCUCUGCCAUACGCCAAGCUGCGCCGUCUGGCUUCAAGUGUCUGCACUGUCUGGACGUGUGUGAUCAUCGUCUGCAAAAUGUUGUACCAGCUGCAAAGCAUUAAGCCUGAGAGUUUUUCUGUUAACUGUUCCUUGCCAAAUGAAAAUCAAACGGAUAUCCCCCUCCACCAGUUGAACAAGUCUGUACUCUACAACGCUCCUGUCGAUCCGACAGAGUGGGUCGGCCUGAGGAAGUCCUCACCUUUGCUCGUCUACCUGAGGAAUAAUCUGCUGAUGCUGGCCAUUCUGGCCUUUGAGGUUACAGUGUACCGCCAUCAGGAAUACUAUCGGGGGCGAAACAACCUCACAGCCCCUGUAUCUAAAACCAUCUUUCAUGACAUAACAAGACUCCAUCUAGAUGAUGGACUUAUCAAUUGUGCCAAAUAUUUCAUAAAUUACUUCUUCUACAAGUUUGGUCUGGAGACCUGUUUCCUAAUGUCGGUUAACGUGAUCGGUCAGCGAAUGGAUUUCUAUGCCAUGAUUCACGCCUGCUGGCUGAUCGCUGUCUUAUACCGACGCAGAAGAAAAGCCAUCGCGGAGAUCUGGCCCAAGUACUGCUGCUUCCUGGCGUGCAUCAUCACCUUCCAGUACCUCAUCUGCAUCGGCAUCCCGCCUGCGCCCUGCAAGGAUUACCCGUGGAGAUUCAAGGGUUCCAGCUUCAACGACAACAUCAUAAAGUGGCUGUACUUCCCAGACUUCAUCGUGCGGCCCAACCCUGUGUUUCUCGUCUAUGACUUCAUGCUGCUGCUGUGUGCCUCCUUGCAACGGCAGAUUUUCGAGGAUGAAAAUAAAGCUGCAGUGCGCAUCAUGGCGGGGGACAACGUCGAGAUUUGCAUGAACCUCGAUGCGGCCUCCUUCAGCCAACAUAACCCCGUGCCGGACUUCAUCCACUGCAGAUCAUACUUAGACAUGUCCAAAGUAAUCAUCUUCAGCUACCUCUUCUGGUUCGUCCUCACAAUCAUCUUCAUCACCGGGACAACCAGGAUCAGCAUCUUCUGCAUGGGUUACCUGGUGGCCUGCUUCUACUUCCUGCUCUUUGGGGGUGAUUUGCUCUUGAAACCUAUCAAGAGCAUCCUGCGUUAUUGGGACUGGCUGAUUGCAUACAACGUUUUUGUCAUUACGAUGAAAAACAUACUGUCAAUAGGAGCAUGUGGAUACAUUGAAAAAUUGGUUAAAAAUAGUUGCUGGUUGAUCCAAGCUUUCAGCCUGGCCUGCACAGUCAAGGGCUAUAAAAUGCCGGAUAGUGAUUCUUCAUGUAAACUACCCAGUGGUGAAGCGGGAAUUAUUUGGGACAGCAUAUGUUUUGCCUUCCUCCUGCUGCAGAGGAGAGUUUUCAUGAGUUACUAUUUCCUGCACGUUGUGGCGGAUAUAAAGGCUUCACAGAUCCUGGCAUCGAGAGGGGCUGAACUUUUCCAGGCCACAAUUGUAAAGGCUGUAAAAGCAAGAAUUGAGGAAGAGAAAAAGUCAAUGGACCAGCUGAAGAGGCAGAUGGACCGCAUUAAGGCCAGGCAACAGAAAUACAAAAAGGGUAAGGAGAGGAUGCUGAGCUUGACCCAGGAGUCAGGGGAAGGCCAAGACAUCCAAAAACUCUCGGAAGACGAUGACGAAAGAGAAGCAGACAAACAGAAAGCCAAGGGCAAAAAAAAGCAGUGGUGGCGGCCUUGGGUUGAUCAUGCUUCCAUGGUCAGGAGUGGAGACUAUUAUUUGUUUGAAACGGAUAGUGAAGAGGAAGAAGAGGAAGAAGUGAAAAAGGAAGAAGAAGAGCCUCCAAAGAAGUCCGCUUUCCAGUUUGUUUAUCAAGCCUGGAUUACUGACCCUAAAACAGCACUCCGACAGAGGCGCAAAGAGAAAAAGAUGUCUGCAAGAGAAGAGCAGAAAAGAAGGAAGAAAGGGCCUGGGGAGGGCCCUGUGGAGUGGGAAGACCGAGAGGAAGAGCCAGCCAAAAAGAAAUCGGAUGGACCAGAUAAUAUCAUCAAGAGGAUAUUUAAUAUUUUGAAAUUUACCUGGGUCCUCUUUCUGGCAACAGUGGAUAGUUUCACAACUUGGCUUAACUCCAUUUCAAGGGAGCAUAUUGAUAUAUCUACAGUUUUGAGAAUCGAAAGAUGCAUGCUGACCAGAGAAAUUAAAAAGGGCAACGUUCCCACUCGGGAAAGCAUCCACAUGUACUAUCAGAACCACAUCAUGAACCUCUCCAGAGAGUCGGGCCUGGACACACUCGACGGUCGUCCCGGUGCCGCCUCAGGCGCACAGACAGCCCGCAGGAUGGAUAGCUUAGAUUCCCAUGACAGCAUCUCCAGCGAGCCCACGCAGUGCACCAUGCUCUACUCGCGCCAGGGCACCACGGAGACCAUAGAGGAGGUGGACGCCGAGCAGGACGCGGACGCCGAGCAGGACGCGGACGCGGGGGCGCAGGGCUCCGACGGCGAGGCCAGCGAGGCCGAGGAAGGGGGAAGGACAGGAAGGAUCGUGCAACAUGGGAAGUGGGAACUUGGAGACCUUAAGACACAUGCAUUGCCGUUUCAUCCUCUGAGGAUGUUCCACGACGACGAGCUGGAAGAGUCGGAGAAAUUCUACGUGGACCAGCCCCGCUUCUUGCUGCUGUUCUACGCCAUGUACAACACGCUGGUGGCCCGCUCCGAAAUGGUCUGCUACUUCGUGAUCAUCCUGAACCACAUGGUCUCCGCCUCCAUGAUCACGCUCGUGCUCCCCAUUCUGAUCUUCCUCUGGGCCAUGCUGUCUGUCCCCAGGCCCAGCAGACGGUUCUGGAUGAUGGCCAUUGUCUACACAGAGGUAACAAUUGUGGUCAAGUAUUUCUUCCAAUUUGGGUUUUUCCCCUGGAAUAAGCAUGUGGAAUUGCACAAGGAUAAACCUUACCACCCACCUAAUAUUAUAGGUGUGGAAAAGAAAGAAGGUUAUGUUCUUUAUGACCUCAUUCAGCUCCUGGCUCUUUUCUUCCAUCGAUCAAUCUUGAAGUGCCAUGGCUUAUGGGAUGAAGAUGACAUUACCGAUAGUGGCACCGACAAGGAAGAGUCAGAUGAUGAGCUGUCCCUCAGUCAUGGCAGAAGGGCCUCCUCCGAUUCUCUGAAAUCCAUCAACCUAGCCGCGUCCACGGAGUCGGUGCACGUGUCCUUCCCUGAGCAGCAGACGGCUGUCCGGAGGAAGCGCUCUGGCAGCAGCUCCCAGAUAUCCCACAGAUCCAGCUUCUCUUCAAAUCGGUCUCAAAGAGGCAGCACGAGCACCCGGAACAGCAGUCAAAAAGGAAGCAGCGUUUUGAGCAUCAAGCGGAGAAGCAAAAGGGAACUGUAUAUGGAAAAGCUUCAAGAACAUUUAAUCAAAGCAAAAGCAUUUACCAUAAAGAAGACUCUGCAAAUAUAUGUGCCCAUCAGACAGUUCUUCUACAACCUCAUCCACCCGGACUACAGCGCCGUGACCGACGUGUAUGUGCUUAUGUUCCUGGCUGACACUGUGGACUUCAUCAUCAUCGUCUUUGGCUUUUGGGCCUUUGGGAAACACUCAGCAGCGGCAGACAUCACCUCUUCGCUGUCCGAGGACCAGGUGCCUGGGCCAUUCCUGGUGAUGGUCCUCAUUCAGUUUGGAACCAUGGUGGUGGACCGAGCACUGUACCUCAGGAAGACUGUGUUGGGAAAGGUCAUUUUUCAGGUCAUUCUUGUGUUUGGAAUUCACUUCUGGAUGUUCUUCAUCUUGCCUGGUGUGACUGAGAGGAAAUUCAGCCAGAACCUGGUUGCUCAGCUUUGGUACUUUGUGAAAUGCGUUUACUUCGGGUUGUCUGCCUACCAAAUCCGGUGCGGCUACCCAACCCGAGUGCUUGGAAACUUCCUCACAAAGAGCUACAAUUACGUCAACCUCUUCUUGUUUCAAGGGUUCCGCCUCGUUCCAUUUUUGACUGAGCUGCGGGCCGUGAUGGACUGGGUGUGGACAGACACGACCUUGAGCCUUUCCAGCUGGAUCUGUGUGGAGGACAUCUAUGCUCACAUAUUCAUCCUGAAGUGUUGGCGAGAGUCGGAAAAAAGAUACCCCCAGCCGCGGGGGCAGAAGAAAAAGAAGGUGGUGAAGUACGGCAUGGGCGGGAUGAUCAUAGUCCUGCUCAUCUGCAUCGUCUGGUUCCCUCUGCUCUUCAUGUCUUUGAUCAAGUCCGUCGCUGGGGUGAUCAACCAGCCCCUGGAUGUCUCGGUCACAAUCACCCUGGGGGGCUACCAGCCUAUUUUCACAAUGAGUGCCCAGCAAAGCCAGCUGAAAGUUAUGGACCAGCCAAAGUUUAAGAAAUUUAUAAAAGCUUUCUCUAGGGACACUGGUGCUAUGCAAUUUCUGGAAAAUUAUGAAAAAGAAGACAUAACAGUAGCAGAACUGGAAGGAAACUCAAAUUCUUUGUGGACCAUCAGCCCUCCCAGUAAGCAGAAAAUGAUACACGAACUCAUGGACCUCAAUAGUUGCUUCUCUGUUGUUUUUUCAUGGAGUAUUCAGAGAAACAUGAGUCUGGGUGCAAAAGCAGAAAUAGCAACAGAUAAGCUUACUUUUCUUCUUAAAAAUGCUACACGAGAGAAUAUAGCUAAAAUGAUAGCCGGCAAUGACACAGAAAGUUCAACAACACCAGUGACUAUUGAAAGGAUCUACCCAUAUUACGUGAAAGCACCUAGUGAUUCUAACUCCAAACCUAUAAAGCAACUUUUAUCUGAAAAUAAUUUCAUGAAUAUCACCAUCAUUUUGUCCAGAGAUAAUACAACUAAAUCUAGCAGUGAGUGGUGGGUUCUCAAUCUGACUGGAAAUAGACUAUACAAUCAGCAUGCCCAGGCCUUAGAGCUGGUGGUCUUCAAUGACAAAGUCAGCCCCCCCAGUCUGGGCUUCCUGGCUGGCUAUGGUAUCAUGGGAUUAUACGCUUCAGUUGUCCUUGUCAUUGGGAAGUUCGUCCGCGAGUUCUUCAGUGGGAUUUCUCACUCCAUCAUGUUUGAAGAGCUUCCAAACGUGGACCGAAUCUUGAAGUUGUGCACGGAUAUUUUUUUAGUUCGAGAGACAGGGGAACUGGAACUAGAGGAAGAUCUCUAUGCCAAAUUAAUAUUCCUGUACCGUUCACCAGAAACUAUGAUCAAAUGGACUAGAGAGAAAACAAAUUGAUACCUUAGGACACAGACUGCAAAUCAAGUUAACAUUUGAAUUUUCCAAAACCAAAAAGCACAAUAUUCUCAUAAGAGCUGAGCAUUUCUCGUUGGUCGGAAAUGGUUUCUCUUCUGACAGGUGGCCAAAGGGAGUCGACUUCCUUUCGUAGCCAGAGCUACCUUGCGAGUUAAGACGCCGUUGAAAACUUUAUUUGUAAUUCCAUUUCUCUGAAAUCAGGGCUACUUGGUGUAUGUUUUAAUCAACAGUGUCUUGCGUCCUGAUGGACCGUGAGGAGUCACUGACGGGGUCCUCCCGCAGAGGAACAAGAGCAGGGGCGAGUUGGGAAGCCGCGUGUCUUCCUGCGGGGCCGGGCCCUUCCUGGGGAGCCGUCGGGCCACCCGCAGCGCUCUGUCGCCGGCGCCAGCCGCCGGGAGGGCACUGAUGGGCCUGAUGGGCCGCGGCACAGCCCGACUGUGCAACAGCAAUAGGAGGCUGAAACCCCCGCAACACACUGCUAGGAGGAAAGGAGAGAGGGAGCUGGUGACCCCUGGAGAUGCCAGUGGGUGGAGAAGCCUCAUUCUAAGCAAAAAGAUAACCUAGUGACACUCUUACUGCCUUAUCUUAACUGAAGACUCAGACACAUUUUUUUUUCCAUUAAACACCAGUGACUUCUCAGGAAAAAAAAAAAAAGCAGCAAAACGAAUACGUGGACACCGGCUUUGUUGAGGCCCAGCUAGUGGUUCCCUUCGGCGGCGACGGCGGUUCCAUUCAGAGCUGCUGCUCCCGCGAGGCGCCGGCCGAGCAGGGAGCCCCGAGCGCGGCCACCUGGAGUGCUCUGACUUUGUGACUCUGUCAGCCGGACCCGAGCGCCUCUACCCUCCCCCCUCUACACGCUUGUUCCCAUUUCGAUGAUUUGAGGCAAUGGUUUUCCAGUAUGUGACAUUUUCCUUCCUGUUUUUCAGGUAUAUCAAAGAGUUUACAUAUUCCAAUUCACAUUUUUACAUCUGAGACGGGUUUUUUAAGUUCAUAAUUAUGAAAGAAAUAUGUAUAUUGAGCUUGGGGAAAUUAAAAAAAAAGGGCCUUUUCUUAAAUUAUUGUUAUUGGUAAUACAACCUCUUCAUUAAAUUACAAUGUAGCAUGGAAAUUUAUGACCGAAAUGUAGUUUUCAUUCCAUAUUAAAAUACAGUUUCUGAGAAGAAUCAUUGAAUGGACUAGAGUAUGUCCAAAAACAAAAAAUGAUCCUAUGUAGUUUGGGUUCAGGACUGACUUAAAAUAAAGCACAUCUUGCAAAGUCA
Molecule: messenger RNA, 9435 nt
Organism: Miniopterus natalensis
Lineage: Eukaryota; Metazoa; Chordata; Mammalia; Chiroptera; Miniopteridae
Source: RefSeq, a predicted model, not a curated record